AUGCAAGAAAAAGAAGAAGAGGAAUUCGUGCCAUACAUGGAGAACGGUGACGAGAACGUUGUCCGUUUUCACCACGAUAGCUUCGGUGGCGUGCAUUUGCAGAAUGACAUACCCCCAGAGGUGAAACGGGCUCUCACAGAACAGGAGGAAUGGCAAAUAGAGCAUGCUAAGUUACACGAAAAACACCGUGGGCACGAGGCGAUGCAUCUGGAAAUGAUGCUCAUUCUUAUAGUCACCUUGGUUGUCGCUCAAUUAUGUACUCUUUUGGGGAUGUGGUUAAUACCUGUAUAUGUGUGCAUUACGCGCAGCUGGUACAGAUUCCUAGUAACUUGGGUCAUCUACACCAUUUGUUCGACAUGGAUUUGGCGAAAAUCUACAGAGGAUCACAUAAGUGGAACUACACCAAGGUUAGUCUACAAGUGGUUCCUUUUCCUGCACAAGCUAAGCUACGUGUUAGGAAUCGCAGGAUAUAUUAUAAUGAUAUUCACGCUAAUGGGUCUUAACUUUAUCUUUGGUUUGCAGUCUACAACAUGUAUGGACACAGGCAUAUUAUUGCUCUUCUAUGGUCUGUAUUAUGGAGUUCUUGGUCGCGACUUUGCUCACAUCUGCACAGAUCGGAUGGCAUGCAAAAUUGGGUAUUUCACCCAUGACGGCCUUCCGAAAAAGCACUUGGACGAUGGUGUAUGUGCUGUUUGUGAUAAUCGCUUACAUACAGAAACUGUCAUCCAUGGCGAAGAUGAGGAUGCAGAGGAGGAAAAAACCUACAAAUUAUCAUGUGGACAUAUAUUUCACGAAUUUUGUAUCCGUGGUUGGGUAGUCGUUGGAAAACUGCAAACGUGCCCCUACUGUAAAGAAAAAGUGGACUUGAAGAGGAUGUUCAAAAACCCCUGGGAGAAACCGCAUCUCUUUUAUGGGCAGCUCUUGGAUUGGAUUCGAUAUCUAGUCUGUUGGCAGCCAUUGAUAGUAACCUUUGUACAAGGUCUCAAUCAUAUUCUUGGUCUCGAGCAGUAUGGGUUAAUUUUAACUAAGAAAACGGAAAAGACAGUUAUCCGACCGGUGGCCAGCGUUUUCGCAGAUGAUGACGAUGAUUCGGAAAAGGUCGACGUUUCCGGAAAAAUUCAAUCAGCUUCCACAUUACGAGUUCAAAAACAUGCUGAACGGCUUCAAGAAAUGGCGAUUGCGGAAGAUCCCACUAUAUUCGACUACGAUGCCAGCUACGAACAGAUACAGGCUGCUCGAGAUGAAAAGAUUGCUGAACGGAAGAAGGCUGAUAAAGAGCGGAAAUCAAAGUAUGCAUUGGACAUAAUUAAAGCGCACAAAAGAAGGGAAUUAGAGCAACAAAGUCGAGAGGAGCGACAGCAGCAGAAGGAAAGACAAGAAGAGGGAGACCAAUUUGCUGAUAAAGAGGUUUUCGUGACUGGUGCAUAUCGAAAACAGAUGGAAGAGGUUCAGAAAUUCCGUGAGGAAGAGGCUUAUGAGAAGAGGUUUAAUGAGCUCACCUCAGUGGAACAUCAGAAAGCAUGGCAAGCAGGUUUUGGACGUACCCUGUUGAAUGAGUUGGCCAGAGGAGAGCAAAGUUUGAUGGAAAAAGGCUCACUUCACCAUGGCGAGGAGGGGGCUUCGACAUCUGCGAAGGAAGCCGCUGCGAGUAAAACAAAGAUCCGCAACAUAAGGCGCAGGUGCUGUGAAGUGGUUUAUGUUUUAAUUCGUUCCCAGUCGUUCCAUCUCCUUUUUUUUUGUUGCAGAAAGGUAAGCGAUCAGCAGUCGUCAGAUGAGGAAUCGGAGGAAGAGGUGGUGGCAAAGAGUUCGGAAAAGAAGAAUGUAAAAAAGAAAUCGAUCUAUUCUGACGAUGAAGAUGACAGUCAACCUAAGUUCGAACCGCCGAAGAAAAAUUUCCCGGGAGAGUUGAAACCAGGAUUGAACCGGGUAGUGAAAGCUCCUACGAAAUCGGAGAAAUUGAAAGAGCGUCAAUUCACUCCCACGCCACCGUCUUCUGACAACGAGGAUGUUCAUUACCAGAAGAGAAGAAGAGAAAAGACUGAACAGAAGCUGGAUAAGCGGCGAAUAAGUAAUGAUCGUAAGGAGAGUACAGAGUCAUUGAAGAAACGGAUAGAGCCGAAUAAAGAGGACAAGAAGGUGCGCCUGGCUCGCCUGAAGGAGAUCUUGAAACAGCGCAACGGCCCAGAAGAAAUCGAGGAAUUCAGAAAACGAUAUUUGGAAAGGAAGGAAAGCGGCAUUGUUGUACCUCCUUUGUAG
Messenger RNA from Haemonchus placei, 2256 nucleotides. The record is from the annotation of a GenBank genome assembly. NCBI's taxonomy places the organism in Eukaryota, Metazoa, Nematoda, Chromadorea, Rhabditida, Trichostrongylidae.